Molecule: messenger RNA, 1599 nt
Organism: Daphnia pulex (common water flea)
Lineage: Eukaryota; Metazoa; Arthropoda; Branchiopoda; Diplostraca; Daphniidae
Product: mitoferrin-1-like
Exons: 6
Coding region: 182-1069 (295 amino acids)
Biological process (GO): iron import into the mitochondrion
Cellular component (GO): mitochondrial membrane
Molecular function (GO): ferrous iron transmembrane transporter activity
Source: RefSeq, a predicted model, not a curated record
ACGUGGUUUGGUUGUCUGCUUCAAAUGCCGCAACAUUAGACUGGAAGAAAGGUCUCAUUGGCCCGUGUUGAUUGAAUGAUUUUUAAUCUCGAUGGAUACUUGACCAGCGAAAUUAAAUCUUUUACUCAAAAAUCUCUUACUCACUCAAUUUCUUACACAAUCUAGUGAUCUCACGUAUACGAUGGCUCAAUUUGAUGAAUACGAGUCCUUACCAACCUCGAAUUCCACUACACACAUGAUUGCUGGUUCCAUGGCUGGAAUUUUAGAGCACUGUGUAAUGUUUCCAAUUGAUUCGGUCAAGACGCGUUUACAGAGUCUUGUAAGCGCCAAUCGAAGUUUCCGGUCAGUCCUGAUGACUAUGAUCAGAAAUGAAGGAGUGUUCAGACCACUUCGCGGCAUUGGCGCUACGGUUGCUGGAGCUGGACCAGCUCACGCCUUGUACUUUGCUGCCUAUGAGCGAUUGAAAGUUGAUUUCACAUCGACAGGCUCAGCACAUCAUAACUACUUGGCUCAGGGAGCAGCUGCCUCCGCUGCCACUGUUCUCCAUGAUGGAAUUAUGACGCCAGCGGAAGUGGUUAAGCAGCGAUUGCAGAUGUACAACAGCCCCUUCCGGUCCAUGACAGAGUGUGCCCUAAAAGUCUAUAAGACGGAAGGAUUUUCCGCCUUUUAUCGCUCUUACGGCACGCAACUCGCCAUGAAUGUGCCGUUCCAGUGUGUUCACUUCAUCGUGUACGAGGCAAUGCAAAAUGCCACCAACCCCGAACGCACCUACAAUCCUUUAGGUCACGUCGUCUCGGGUGGAGUCUCUGGAGCCCUUGCGGCCGCUGUUACCACGCCGCUUGACGUCUGCAAGACACUGUUGAAUACUCAAGAGGCUGAAGUUCUGCACCGGGCACAGAAGACGCAAAUCAGUGGAUUUUUUAACGCUGCCCAAAUGGUUUACCGAUUGGGAGGUUUUGGUGGCUUCUAUCAGGGAUUGCAAGCACGUUUAUUGUUUCAAGUUCCUUCGACGGCUAUCUGCUGGUCCGUCUAUGAGUUCUUUAAAUAUUUUCUGACAAAAACGGACUAAGUGACGGUGACAAAGUCACGUAUGUUUGAAUAACUAAACGUUUUCGAAAACGAGCAAAAUCAAACUGGGCUAAUGGACUAGAACGUUGACGCAGCGGAAGUAUUUUCAAAUUUAGGUACAAACACUAUACUAGAUUACAGUAUAGUGUGAUUCAUCGGUGGUUGAAGAAGAAGUGGCAUUAGUUGCAGCUUCUGCUGCUUAGUAAUCCAUCAAGGUAGUAGGCUACCGUCCUGGCCGUUUUUUAUGUCUUUUCUGCCUUUUUCCCGCUAUAGUGUUGUUCAUUUCUUUCUUUGCAGUGUAGUAUUUAAAGUGGGAGAUCGAAUCAUCUAUUGUUUGAAUCACCUAUUGUCCUUGACAGCUGUAUAUAUGUGUAUAUAGAGUCACGGGCUCACGGCCGUCUAGUUGCACUAUCCCUUGCCAUUGGUGCCUACAAACUCGGAAGUCAAGAUACAAAUUUUUAAUGUUGAGAAAAUGGUUCUUCUUUUGCCACCAAACUAAACCAAAUAAACAAUUGUAAUCACACACAAAAA